Eutrema salsugineum is the source of this 399-nucleotide messenger RNA. Its product is annotated as S-protein homolog 9. The transcript has a single exon. Bases 1 to 399 code for a protein of 132 amino acids. The record is from RefSeq and is a predicted model, not a curated record. Lineage: Eukaryota; Viridiplantae; Streptophyta; Magnoliopsida; Brassicales; Brassicaceae.
AUGAAUCGUCUCUCGUGUUUUCUGCUCGUUAUUGGAUUGUGCAUGGGAUUGAGUAACGCAAAGUGGAAUGAGAAAAACUCUGUAUUCUUUAAAAAUUCUCUAGGCCGGAACAAUAUAUUGAAGAUCAAUUGCAUAUCGAACGACGACAAUCUAGGCUUCCACUAUUUGCGACCUGGAGAAACCUACGAUUUCAGUUUUCAUGAUAGUGUUUUGAAAACAGAAUUCUUUUGUGAUCUAUGGCAAGGACCUAAUUUCAAGUUCCAUGCAGGGUUUACGGGAUAUGUAGGUGGUGGUCUCAUAGUUCAUUAUGGUAAAAAGAACUUUUGGGAUGCUAGAGAAGAUGGGAUCUACUUCACACAUGGCAAAAAAACGCCUAAGUUAGAAUACAAGUGGAAGUAA